AUGGAGGAAGUUUUGAAUAACUUGGGAUGGAUCGAUGGUUUUCGUAUUCCGAUUGCGAAUGCUGAAAAUAAGCGAUUGGAGGAGGAGGUCGAGCGUAAAAAUCGGCUCCGCGCCUCGUUGAAGUCGCAGCACGAAAACACCCUCGAACGUAUCAAGGAUAUCCGCAAGCAUGCAGCCGACGUGCGCCAGGAGCUCAGUCAGAACCAGCGUCUUCUGGGGGCUCAUUCAGCUCAGGUGGAGACGGAGAAGCAGCUGUGCCUCGCGGCCCAGGCCGAGAAGACGAGGCUCAUCCACGAGACGAAGCAAUGCGAACGUCACUUACACGACACCACCGCAAAGAUCGAUAGCCUGCAGCAGAAUGUCACCCGGAUAACGAAGAAGCUCCAAGCUUCGAAGAAGAGUAUAAAGACAGACACGAGUAGGCUCUUGGAAUGGGAGGAGAGGCUUAAUAAGAAGGAGGAAAAGAAUAUAAUUAUCGAGCAGUUCGUUAAGUCGGAUGAGAAAACGUUUAAGGAAAAAGAAUUGGAGAGACAAAACCUCAGUCGGAAAGCAGAGCUUUUUCGUCAAUUGGUGAUUAAGGCAGUUGGAGAUGUUCAUGAAUUAGAAUCGGCUCUGGAUAGAACAGCGCGCCUCUAUAAUCAAGGAAUUAAGGAUCGUCGUCAAUUAAUGGAUCAGUGGUCUCAAAGCGUCAACGUGCUUAAUCAACGUGAUAAAUCUAUUUAUAGUGCUCUCGAUGAAAUUAAUUCGUUGCGGGAAAUUGCCAAGGAGAGGUUGGAUGCUUAUCAGGAGUCGGAACGUUUUUUGAAAAUUCAAGAAAAUGAAAAUAAGGAAUUGGAAUAUAAUUUGAGGUACUUGGAAAAGAAUCUUAUUCAAAGCAAAGAAGAGCAGCAAAAGUUAUUGGAAACAAUCGACACUUUCUCCGUCGAGGUUCAUAUGCAAAAGAAAUUAUUACAAGACUUGGCUCGCCGUAUCGAAGACACUCGCAUAAAUAUAAAGCGUAAGCAGAAUGAAAUUGACAAUAAAAACUCAAAGCUUGCCGAUUACGAACAAAUUAUAAAUGGUCUGAAGGAGACUCUGAAGAGCAUCGAUGGCCAAACAAUAAAUACCGAAGAAAGAUUGAACAAUCUGAAAGAUAUGCUCGAGAAAGAAGAAAAGCGAAAAACUGAUAUAAAAAAGGCCAUCCAGCAGCAGCAAAACUUUAUCGUGCGCAGCACUACUCGCAUCAAUGAGUUGGAAGGUGAGCAGAAGGUCAUUGAGCUGCGACAGCUAGCGGAGGCCAAGCGAUCGGAGCAAGUCGUGGCCGAACUUACCAAGUUGGAAAAGCUGGUGAAGGAGAAGAGGAACAGCUGCUACCAAAUGGAUAUCGAGCUGCAGAAGUGUGAGAUCCGCUUGCAGAAUAUUCUCGGCCAGGGUAUGAGCAAGGAAGAGGUCGAGGCCAAGCAGAACAAGCUCAAGCAGCUACAGCAAAUGCAAAAGGACAAGCUCGAGACGCUGAGAAGUUUGCAAGCUCAGGUGUCGCAAGUCGAGAAUGACAUUAGAAAGAUCACAGCCUCGAUUGCCAGCAGCAACGAUGAGUUGGAACGAUUAAAAAGUAAGCAUCAGGAGUUGAUUGUAUCGAUCGAGGGAGGUGAGAAGCAGUUGAAGGCAGCUCAGUUUCAAUGCGAGGAGAAGAUGGUAGAUCAAAAUAUACUGGAGCUACGUGUAAAAGAAGUUGAAAAGAUCGCAUACAAAGUGGACGAUAAGCUUUAUGAUCUGGAAAAAUAUGCCUUUCACAUGGAGGCUGCAAUGCAGGAGAGACGAUUGGAUAUCAAGAUGCAGAAGGAGAGUAUGAAUUUAGAGAGACGCAUUGUGUUGAAUGAGUGCACAGAUUUGCGAAAUAUGAUAACCGAGCGGAAAGCGCGUGUCCAACAACUUCAGGUACGCUACGACUGUGCGAUGGCGGUUCUUGGUACGAAUCCUGAGGAUGGAUCUCCCAUUACCGUUGCCUAUCUCAUUAUCCAGACGGAUCAGGAACGUUAUCUGCUGCAAGAAAGGGGCGAUCGUCUUGAUAAUGCGAUUCGCAAGGCCGAGCAGGAGAUUCGCAGCAUGGAGAAUACUCUGAAGCUGGUGAAUGUUUGCAAUGACAAAUACAAAUUGAACUUGUCGAUGGUCGAUGAUAACGAGCCCGAGAAGGCCGAACAGCGGCAGCUCGACAAAGAGUUGUUAAAUGUCUUGCAGACGCUUGAUCAGAAGCGACAAAAACUUGAGAGCGCCCAGGAGGAUUGCAAGUGCAUGGAAGAUAAUUGCCAAAAGCUCGAGCAAAGUAUUGAGAAAAUCAAGGACGUAAAAGAGACUAAGCGUCAACUCGUGGCUAAUCUUGAGCUACAAAUAAUCGAACAAAGGGAUAAAAUUUCAAGAGCCGAUAAGAAUCUUCGAAAAACUUUGAAGGAAAUCCAGAAUAAAUGUAUCUGUAUGUCUGAUGAAACAAUUUUAAUGCAAGAGAGGGACAUAGCGGUGAGGGAGCUGCAGGAGCAGAACACUUUGGCCCUCCAGCGCAUCACGGAGUUCACAAUCCGACACCUCGAGGCGGAGACCUACGUUAAGAAGCUGCUGGAGAAAUUCAAUAUCGAGUUACCGUGCGCGUAUUAUCUGAGACAGUCGACGACGCCGUUGAGUACGAGCAGGAGCGAGAGUCGCGCGUCAUCUCUGACGAGCAAAAGCACAUCGAGGACAGGGAGCUUAGGAACUUCUCGCAUGACUAAAAGCUCGAGUAGACUGAGCCUCGUGCAAACAUCAUCGGCGAGAGAGAGCGCUAUAGUCAGUAGUUCGCUCGUGCAAUUUGAUCCAGCUUUCCCAGGUAUUGUCUUCUGUCUCUUGACCCCUCGUUCGUUAAUCGAUCAUUGGAUUUAUUUAGAUCUUCGGGCUGCUAGUCCGGGUCAUUUAUUAAAUACUGCAAUGGGGCUUCUCCUGGAAAAGUAA
Messenger RNA from Ceratosolen solmsi marchali, 2958 nucleotides. RefSeq names its product Coiled-coil domain containing protein 39. NCBI's taxonomy places the organism in Eukaryota, Metazoa, Arthropoda, Insecta, Hymenoptera, Agaonidae. Gene Ontology annotation, biological process: inner dynein arm assembly; cilium-dependent cell motility; epithelial cilium movement involved in determination of left/right asymmetry. The record is from RefSeq and is a predicted model, not a curated record. The transcript is spliced from 13 exons. The coding region runs from base 1 to 2958 and encodes 985 amino acids. Gene Ontology annotation, cellular component: axoneme.